AUGGCGACGCAAGGAGCGGAGGCGCCCCUCGCCGUCCAGCUCGCCACGCCGCUGCCCGGCCACAACCUCAUCAACGGCGGGCCCACGCCGCCUAACAACCGCGGUUUGGAGCGGGCGCUGGAGGAGGCGACCAUCAGCGGUUCGCUCAACCUCAGUGCAAGAAAACUCAAGGAGUUCCCGCGGACGGCCGCCGGACUCGACCUAAGCGACACGGUGGAGGCAGAUUUGUCCAAGAACCGUUUGUCGGAUGUCCCCUCUGAAGUGUGCCACUUAGUGGCUUUGGAGACCCUCAACCUGUACCACAACUGCAUCAGGAGCAUCCCGGAUACAGUAAUCAGCCUGCACUCACUCACCUCGCUCAACCUCAGUCGCAACCAGCUGAGCUCGCUUCCGGCCUGCCUGUGCACUCUACCGCUCAGAGUCCUCAACGCCAGCAAUAACAAAUUGGUCAGUCUACCCGAGAGUGUUGGACAACUGCACCGCCUCAUGGAGUUGGACAUCAGCUCUAAUGAACUGACGACUCUACCACGACACAUUGGACGACUGCGAGCACUACGGGAGCUCAACGUACGACGGAAUCUGCUUUGCGUCCUUCCAGAAGACCUGUCCGAUCUUCCACUGGUCAAGUUGGACUUCUCAUGCAACAAGGUGUCGACCAUUCCUUUAAGCUACCGGAAGAUGACACAGCUGCAGGUCUUGCGGCUAGAGAGCAACCCGUUGCAGAGCCCUCCAGCACAGAUCUGUCUCAAGGGCAAAAUUCACAUCUUCAAGUACCUCAGCAUGGAGGCAUGCCGCAGUGACAAGAUGGUCGAUGCACUCUAUCUGCCCGUUAUUGAGCGCCUCAGUCUAACACGUGAUGCUGUGGGGCUGGUGGAGGACAUUGAGCAGCAGAGGAAGCAAGACAGCGACUCAGGAGUCGGCAGCGACAUCGGAGACAAAAGGCUAUCGGCAACGGAGCCAUCGGACGAAGACAGUUUGAGUCUUAACGUGCCCAUGAGUCAUAUCACGGAGGAGGAUGGACUCAGUAAAGACGACUCCAGCGACCACAUCAGCUCUCUGACGGACCCCAGCUCGGAGCCGGUGCGACUUAUCGAGGAGAGCCCCACGGAGGCAUUGAGGGAGCAGCUAGCCUACCGAGAAACCGCCACCCCCCUCGCGAGCUACAUCAAGGCAAGACAACUGACAUCUGAUUUAGACGAGCCGCUGAGAAUCGACGAAGACACACACUGGAACACAGAGCGGCAGCCAGAGGUAUCAGAGGACAGUGAGGUGGACAUGAUCAGCCAACUUAAAGAGGCUGUGGAGCUACUUCAGGAUCCCUGCAGAAUUAACUUGGAGCAAGAAGAUCUGUGUGGGGUCCGACUGUACCCUGUGGAGAUGGUCAACGUGGAAGAGUCUGUCAACGGGCAGGACAGCGACGACGAAGUCACGUCACAAAAGCAGGAGGAAGAGUUGGGAGGUGGCUAUGAGUUCCAGAAGAAGCGACAGAUGAUUCUAAAGAAGGCCCGCUUUGAGGCCCAACUUGCGUUCCGCCAGUAUGAAUGGCACAUGUCCAUCAAGCGACUGGAUCAGUCUCCAGGCAUUCCUCCCUCUCCCUCCUCCAGCGCGCCAUUUGGACUGAAACCUCGUUCAGCCCCGUCUUCGCUGCCCUGCUCGCCUCCUCCCUCCCCCUCCCGUCUUUCACAGGCCUCUCCCCUCCUCGGAGGUUUUCGUCGUAGCCGUGGCAAUGGAGGUGUACCGGACCGUGUUUUCCUAAGAAGCCACAAGAGUGUGGAGAGUGUGGACCCUCAGUUCACGAUGAGGAGGAAGAUGGAGCAGCUUAGAGAAGAAUUGGAGCUGACGGAGCAACUCCGAGACAGCAUCGAGAGCCGCCUGAAGGUGGUUCUUCCAGACGACUUGGGCACCUCGCUGAUGGAUGGUGUUGUGCUUUGCCACCUGGCCAAUCACAUUCGCCCUCGUUCCGUCGCCAGCAUACACGUGCCCUCGCCCGCUGUGCCCAAACUCAGCAUGGCCAAGUGCCGACGGAACGUGGAGAACUUCCUGGAUGCCUGUAGGAAGAUCGGCGUGCCCGAGUGUUCUCUAUGCUCCCCGUAUGACAUCAUCCAGCGCCGCCUGCCACCGCUUUGCGUAACGGUCGGAACGCUGGUGGGCGGGAAGCGGACGGAGGGGAUGCCGCCUCGGAUAAAAAGCCCCCCCGUCGCCGCCCUCCGGCCGCCGAACUCUGUCUCGGCGACCACUCAGACGCCGCCUCCGACCUGGCGGUGGUGGGACCUGAUUGGCUGCAGCCUGGUUCAUAUCCUCUGCCUGCUCCUCUUGUUUGCCUUCUACAUGUGGAGCGAACUGACGUAA
This is a messenger RNA of Nerophis lumbriciformis (worm pipefish), 2349 nucleotides long. Lineage: Eukaryota; Metazoa; Chordata; Actinopteri; Syngnathiformes; Syngnathidae. The record is from RefSeq and is a predicted model, not a curated record.